UGUCGCAAGGGAAUUUCAUUUGAUUUUGGAAAUUCCAUAUAUUCCUCUUAAUUUUAAGUCUUUUUUUCAACUAAGGCAAUUCGUUUUUUGUCAAGUGAUCAGGUUUGAAGCGAUUUCUGAUCUCAAAAGUGUUACCCUGCGUAUCGAACUGGUGCAGGAAUGACGAAAGUGAAACAUGUCGCAAAGUUUUGUGAAGUAAACCUCCUUUUCCCAUCUUACUCCUGAGAAUGUGAAGUGCAACAUUACCAAUCGUUACCUACACCAAAAUGUCUUCAAAAUUCACGAGGAGUAUCACCAAAGUUGCAGUGGCUCAGGCUUGCCAGACAAUUGGGUGGCACGCAAUCCAGACGACCCCUCUGGAAGUCCUAACCGAUGUAUUUCAGAAGUAUUUCCACGAGCUCAUUGACAACAUCAGGAGACACACUGAAUUCUUCGGCCGGACUGAACCUAUUUUGGAGGACAUUACGUUAGCAUUCAAUGCAUGUGGAAUCUCCAUUGAAGAAUUGGAGGAAUACGUCUCACAAGUCGCUCCUGUGCCAUGCACUCACCCUGUGCCAAAAUACCCCAUCGACAAAGAGUCCCACCUGAAUCUGCUGAAACCGGGCAGCCGAGAAGUCGUGACACGCCCUGUGCAUAUUCAUGAACACCUGCCAGCCAUGCAUCCUCAGUUAGAAGAGGAAGAUUAUUCAAAAAUAACUCCGAUUUCAGUAGAUACAAAUGUGGCUGCCGGAAAUUCACCUGAGUCUAGUCCUAAAAGUAUGUUCAAGAAACCUGUGGAUCCUCCCUCCGAAUCUGCACCUCAUAAAAGAAUUAGGAUGCUCGCUGAAGAAGAAGGGCGGCCGUUGCGGGAAAUCAGCAGCGUGAUGAUGACCACUUCUGGGUUCCUAUCACCCGCUAGAGAGGGCAAGCUCCCUGAGGCCAAAGCUUUACCAAAACUAAGUAGUUUGUUAAAUGAGUCUGAAUCUCCGUCAUACCCAACAGUCCCUCCUGAGGUCAAAGGGGACAAGAAACACAAGAAGAGCUCUGCAAAACAAGGCUCCUCAGGGUCUAAAAAGCCUUUCGAUAAAGACAAAGCCAAGGAAAAUGGAAUGGACUCAAAAGAGAAGAACGAUCUGUUCAGUGUAAAUAAUGACUCCAGCGAUACCAAAGUCAAGAAACUAGCCGGAAUGAAAGAAACAGGGAAACUGAAAGCAUUCAAAACGGGGGCUUUCAAGCUGUCCCAAAAUAACACCAACGAUCCGAACGCAGUCAAGUUCAAGGAUCCUCUCCUGUCUCAGAGUCUGCAAGUUCUGUUACCCAAACUCCCGAAGCUCUCAAAAUCAAAAUCGCCGGUCCCAUCCGCUCCGAAGCCCGAAACCUCAUCGGAGAAAUCAAAGGCGGGUGACAAAAGUAAAUCCGUUUUCGAAGGCAAGCUAGCUGCAGAACCUGACCGUCAAAAGCUGAACAUUUUCAAGAAAAUAAGCUCAAAACCAAAAGAGGAGAAACAGGAGGAUGGGAGUUUCGGGAACGAUCGGAAAGUGGAUAUGCCGUCGCCUACUCCCAAAAAUCGGAACUCACCCUUGCCGUCGGCUGAUUCAUAUGAUUCACUUCCGUUGCCGAAAACCCCCGACAUUCCAACUAAAUUAGUGAAAACUAAGAAUGCCAACCGCAAGAGAGGAAGACCUAAAGGCCCCGACGAAGCCUCUCCGCCGAAGCCACCUCGUAAGAAAGCCAAAGUGAAAACGAAAACGUCCAACAUCCCCACUGAUGAUUUCAACCCAGCGUUUCCAUUUGGCACUAAUUUACCAAGAGUUGGUUUGUUUCCUCAUCCUCUGCUGAACUUCCCUCUCCCUGGGAGCAAAAAUUUCCCUCCGACAGAUAUACCUGGGCUCCCGAAAGUAUUAAAUCCAUUGCACGGUGUUGCUGUUCCUUCCGCCUCCAGUAGAGACGAACUGAAUGUUCUGAAACCGAAAGACAAACAGAGUCCUGAAAGUAGCAAGGCCUCGAUGAGUCAACCUAAAACCAUCCCCUCGGUUGCAGAGGAUAAACCGGCCACCCCUGCAGACAAAGUCAAGGAAAGUAAGACGCUUUCGCCAAGCUCGGGGACGAGCAUCGAAACAUCUGUAGACGGAGAAGGGAAAGAUAAGAAGAAAGAUCACAAAAAGGACAAAAAACACAAGAAAAGAAAGCACAAAGAGAAACUAAAGCUCAGAGAAAAACUGAAGGAAAAAGCUAAAAUUCUCAAGAAAGAGAAAGAAAAACGGAAAGAAAAGAAGGAUAAACCUGAGGCUGCAGACGAUUCAGCAGUUCCUAAACUCACGUUGAAAUUAGAAACAGAUGCUCCUGCUACAGACAUCAAGCCCCCUACUCCAACACCGAUCCCUGAAACAUCCAUGAAAAAGAUUGUGAUCAAACCUGUGAUGAAGAAAGAAUCGGAAAGCGUGGCGAUGAAACUGGAGAAAGGUGAUGAAACGGUUACACCGCCCAAAAAGUCUAAAGUCAAGUCUCAGAGUAAGAAACCCAGUGACGUUAAUUCACGAAAGUCUUCAGUCGCUCUGUCUGAUGUUAGCACCUCGGACGCCUCCGUUCCCAAAGUUUCCGUCAAAUUCAAACAAACUCCCAAUCCUCAAGUACCUGUCGCCAGUGUGUCCUCUGUUGAAACCCCUCCUGCAGCGUCUGCUGCACAGUACCCAUUCAACUCCUCCCUUCCGAAUCCACAGAAAUUCGUAGAGCUUGCUGAGCAGAUUAAAAAUGGGAAAGAAGUUAAGCCUUUCUAUUUUGAUCCGUCCGGCGCUCAAAUUUGGAUUUGUCCAGCUUGCGGACGUCAGGAUGAUGGUACUCCCAUGAUUGGCUGUGAUGGCUGUGACGCCUGGUAUCAUUGGUCUUGUCUUGGCCUCAAAGUUGCCCCUGACUCCACCAAAUGGUUCUGCCCCGUGUGUUCAAUUUUGAAAUCUCAGAAAGGAGACAAAAAGAAGAAACCAGGUAGGAAGAAAAAAGGUUCCUGAGAAGCGGCAACAAAAGAGGUGACUGCUCUGAAGAAGAAACAAAUCAAGACCUUGAAAGGCCGCAAGAAGAAGCAGAAACUGGACCAAAAAUUACACCUCACUUCAGAAUCAGAGAAUACAACAGUUUAAGGCAACUGGAGGGAAAGUUGCGAUUUAAUAAGAUUCCAACGGACAUCCUAGUAUUGCUUGUAACUUUUUUUUUCUAAGUAGGAUUUUAGGCAUGACUCCAUGACAAAUACUCAAUUAUUGAAUUGCAGAUUUGUCAGUAGGCUGAUUAUUGCAAGUUUACAGCAGCCAUAUAUGACAUCGCAAUGGGAUUAAUUACAUGAUUAAGAUAGGGCUAUGUCAUGUAUUGUCUUGUCUUGCCAACAUAGUUUCAAUAUUCAGGCUGCUGCUUGUGUAUUUGCGUUUAUGCACAAGAAAAAUUCAACAAAUUUUGCAGUAUAAAAUCAUUUACUUCAUGAACUGUAAAGUGUUGAGUAAUAUGGAUAUUUGAUUAAAUCUCAACCAAUCUAAAUCAAGUAUAAUCCAGCAACAAGAUCCUAAAGAGAAUGAAAAAGCAAGUAAUUCUCAGAAAAUUGGCAAUUCAGGAAAUUUUGUUUAUCUCACAUUAAGUUGAAUCACUAUUAAUAGCGUAGCAACUUUUUUUUUUCUGUAAACCUCCUCUACAGACUUAAUUUUUAUUGUACAAAACUUUACUCUAAUAAUUUUGUUUUACACUAUUAAUGAAUAAAAAACAAGAUUCGUUUGAGGUGCAGCAAAGUAUUGAUGAAGAGCUUGCAACAGUUCAAUUUGUGAAUUCACGCAUGAACGUGAAUGAAAUUUGUCAGUCAAAGGAUUUCAGUUCUCUAACAAACAAGUCAUAUGUAUGGGGAGGGGGGCCCAGGCGAAAAAAAUUCCAAACCUUGAGGAAUAUUCGAAAGAGAACCAGAUUUCAUUUUAAUAAUUUACCUCUUGUGUGAAUGGAAGUGCUAAGUGCAGGAAGGGUACUUUUUAGUUCCAGAAUUUCCAGUUUAUAUUUUAGAGCACCUAUUUGUUGAAUUUUCUGAACUUUUUCGUCCAAAGCAUUGUAAAAUCUUAAAGAAUAUAGUAUAAGUUUCAAAGAAGCACAUAAAGAUGUCUUCAUCAUAAUCAUAAGUCAUAAUUAAUGAAAUUCCAGUGGAGAUUCUGAGACAGCGCAGCUGGGAAGUGUCCUUUCUGUACCCAGCGCUUCAAGUGUGGUUGAUAAUUAAAUACUGGCUGUUUACUUUGUGUAAUCAAUAGUUUACAUCAUUUCGAUCGGUAGUUUUCUAAUAUUUUAGCAAUUUUUUCAAAUUUCCUAUUGCAUGUAACAUGUUUCCUACCUUGCCAGUCAUACAAACUUUUUUAGACCAUGUGGGGCUAAAUGCUUGUGGUGAUUGGUCUAUUUUGAAACAGAUCUUCAGCUUGUUGUAAAGAGAUAAGAACCCUUCUUUCAAAUUUACCAUAGAAUUAAUCCUUGAGUCGGUAAUUUGGACUUAAUCACAAGGUUGCAAUAACAUCAAAAUGAUCUUCAAUAAUAGUUGUUUACUUCUUGCCGUUUUUCUGGGUGACUUUUUGGCUUAGCAGGAACACGCACACAAUGGCUCUCCGUUCGGAAAAUGUGUUAACACUCUGGUCAAGAAGUACGAAAAAGUUAUGAGAGUGUGCUUUUUUUGUAGUUCAUAGGUCUUUAAAAUGUACGAUAUUUGUCAAGUUCUAAAUAUCGUGACAUAAUCAUUGAAAUAACGACUUUAUCAAAUUUUUUAAACUUCUAAACUUUCAUAACCUCAUUUUUGAAAAAAGCAGAGAUUCUAGGUUUUGAUGCUCGGCGCCUCAUUCUUUGUGUUUUUAUUUCGCAAUUAUAAUUAAAUUAGUUUGUUUAAUCAUUGAUCUUAAAUGUGUAAAUAAGUGGAUAUUAUAAGAACUAUCCAUUUAUUAAAAGAUAGUUUUUUGAGGGAUAGAAGCCUAGGCCCAAAUAUUUCCCUACCAGAGUUUUUAGAACGUCUAAAGCCAUUAUUUGCCACUAUUUAUUCAAGAUCAAGAAAAUUCGCUCAUUCUUUUACUUGAUUUGCACAAUUUGUAUGUACCUGCUAUCGGUCAUUCUGCAGCGCAGUACUAAAACAUUUUACGCCAACUGAUGUUUUAAUUAUCUUUUCUUGAAAGCCUCAAUUUAUUGUUCAAGCAUAAAUUCAGUCCGUGUUUUAUAAUAUCACAGGUAAGAGUUUAAGAAUCUUUUUAAAAUAAGCAUUAAGGAUUUAUUUCUCAGCAACCCUUUAAAGAUUAAGUUUAAAAUUGUAAGAAACAUCCGUGUUUUUCCUCUCGCAACAGUAAGUGUAAUAUUUCAGAGAAGAAUCCGGUCUAAGAAUCGUACUUUUAUUGAAUAACCAUUGGUCUUUUAAUCGUCAUUCCAGCAUGCCUCUCAAAGUCUGAUAAAAGUUGAUUGUAUUCUGUCUUUCAAAGAACCUAAUCAUUGAUUUUCUCUCAUUGAAGUUGUUUACCUUAAUAUUCAAUCAUUUGAGUAAGAGCUUUCUAUGUUUUCAAUACUUCUAACAGUUAAUUAGUGUUUAUCAUAACAGAGCCAACGUUUUUAGCCCAUCUCAUGAACAGCAUAAUCCUCAUUGAUUCCCACAUUCAGAUGAGUGAUCUUAAAAUGCACUCAUUCUUUUGAUUCCUUUUCGACAAAGUUUAUCUGAUUGCCUAAAUUUCUAACCUAAGAUUUUUCUCGAUAUUGGAGUCCGUCUUUUAAGAUCUAAUUGUGUGUCAAAUGUGCAGACAAAGUAUGUUUUAAAAUUUUUAUGCAAUUAGUGAGCGAUAAAUGAGAUCAACAUAUUUUGGGUCUUUUAAAAUUUUAGGUAAUUUUUUACCCAAAAUUUUAAAGUUGCAAAACGUCCAUUUUCAAAUCCAGUACUGAACGAAUUCGAACCAUCAAAAAUUCCUUUGCUAUGCCUUUAUACUGACUUUUCAUUCCUGUUGCUUUAUCAAAUAUGACAGCUGCAUUGUAUACACAUAUUUCUUUAAUUGAAAUUAAAAGGUUUUGUCUGUAAAACAUUUAUGCAACAUUUUUAAUAGAGAAUUACUUUCGACAGUGUCGAAUAUUGAGCUAAAGUAUCUGUAUGUAGUCUUGAGUAGAGUGGUUGCCUGCCUGUUGAUAUUCUACACUAUCUUGAUUCUUGUAUUUGUUCAUCCUCUCACAAUGUUGCUUAUCGUUGAAAAUGAAAAAGGAAAUUAAUAAUAAUCAUAGGUGAACCUUUUCUUUGUCUUUUGUAAUUACUUUUAUUCAUGUAUGUAUGUAAGGAAAUAAACAAGUUCAUUUUUUUGUACUCUUUUGAGAACUUAAUGAGUGGGUGAAUUUAACUAAUCCAAUUGUUCAGGUAAAUGUGUAAAGUAUAAAUAAGAGCAUUGAAUAUCUAGACUGAUACAACAUGUUUGUACAAAUUGUAAUCGUUGUUACGAAUAUACGUUUAUAUUUUUGUUGAUAA
Messenger RNA from Bemisia tabaci, 6463 nucleotides. The record is from RefSeq and is a predicted model, not a curated record. NCBI's taxonomy places the organism in Eukaryota, Metazoa, Arthropoda, Insecta, Hemiptera, Aleyrodidae.